AUGUCGGUACCUUCCGUUGGCGCAGCGGCAACCAGUUUCGAUAGAAUGGCAAUCGACCCCUGUCGCUUGUGUCUGGUUGAAGCGUCUCAAAGCUUCCUGGUAACUUGUUUCGCCCUCAGCAACCGUCGGGAGCUAAUCUUGAUCAGGGAUCGGCCACAGCUUACACAGUCCAUUCCCAUUGCUGGAUGGAUUCUUUUUUUGGCUUCGGGCUGCGCUGUUAGAGGCAAGGAUCGAUCUCCGGCCGAUGAAACCCACAGGGGAAUCGGCAUGCGGCCAAUCGUAUCUGAGCACUCGGAUGCUGCCCACGCGAAAUUCGAGCGAGCGCGGGGCGACACCGACCGAAAUCUCGUUUAG
Molecule: messenger RNA, 354 nt
Organism: Clonostachys solani
Lineage: Eukaryota; Fungi; Ascomycota; Sordariomycetes; Hypocreales; Bionectriaceae
Source: the annotation of a GenBank genome assembly